Messenger RNA from Oncorhynchus mykiss (rainbow trout), 1255 nucleotides. RefSeq names its product maleylacetoacetate isomerase. Gene Ontology annotation, molecular function: maleylacetoacetate isomerase activity; glutathione transferase activity. The record is from RefSeq and is a predicted model, not a curated record. Gene Ontology annotation, cellular component: mitochondrion; cytoplasm. Gene Ontology annotation, biological process: glutathione metabolic process; L-phenylalanine catabolic process. Lineage: Eukaryota; Metazoa; Chordata; Actinopteri; Salmoniformes; Salmonidae.
UCUUGCAGUAUUGCGCAAAACCGCAUAAUAAGCUGUCAUCGAAGUAUUCUGUGACAUAUAAUGCCACAUCCGCUGUUAAAUGCACAACAAAGUAAUAGUUUGUCUACUGUUUCUAGCCUACCUACCCCUUAUAACCUGCAAUGCGUCUCUCACUCUCUUGUCUCACAAAGCCCAUUAUUCAUGGAUAUUUUAGGAGUUCGUGCUCUUGGAGGGUUCGAAUCGCGUUUGCUCUGAAAGGUAUUGCAUUUGACCAAGUCCCAGUCAAUCUUAUCAAAGAUGGGGGUCAGCAGUUUACAGAACAAUACAAGGGGUUAAACCCUAUGCAACAAGUGCCUGCUGUCCAAAUUGAUGGCAUCAUGCUGUCACAGUCGCUGGCAGUGAUCCAGUACAUUGAGGAGACCAGAACAGGACACAGGCUUCUCCCUGCAGACCCAAAGAAACGUGCCCAGGUGCGCAUGAUCUCUGACUUUAUCGCCUCUGGGAUCCAGCCUGUGCAGAAUUUGUACGUGCUACAGAAGAUGGGAGCAGAGAAGGUGCAGUGGGCGCAUCAUUUCAUCCAGAGAGGUUUUGAAGCCCUGGAGCCCAUUCUGAAAGAGACAGCUGGCAAGUACUGUGUAGGGGACGAGAUUUCCAUGGCAGACAUCUGUCUCGUCCCUCAAGUCUAUAAUGCUGAACGGUUCAAAGUGGAUGUUGAUCAGUUCCCAACUAUCAAAAGGCUAAACCAAACCUUACUGAAGGUAGAUGCUUUCAAAGAGAGUCAUCCGUCCUGCCAACUAGACACACCUGCUGAAAUAUGUACAUGAGAACCCCUCUGAUGUCUAAGCGAGCCAGUAGUGCCACCAUCAUUGAAUGCUUCUAUAAAAUACCUUUGUCUUAUUUAAUGAGAUUGAAACCAAAGACAAUAUAUUACUUGUAUGAUGAAGUUUCGUUAUUUUAAUACUCAUAUUUACCCUCUAAGAAACAGUACAUUCACCCAUCUACACAAAUUAUGCCAAUGCUGACCAAAGUGGAUUUGUUAAGGGAAGCAAUACAAAAUGUAAAAACAUUAACAAAUAGUGAUGUAUUAAAUCAAUUUAAAAAACAUUUACUGUACAAAUUCCAAAGUACCAUACUAGCCCUCCGUUGAUCCGUCAUGUUACUGUAGAAGUUCAUGGAAAGUGAAAAUGGCUGUCUGCACUUUGUUAAAUAAUUGGUUUUGUAAAAAAGCUGAAGUUCAGCUUACUUCAAAUAAAACAGAAAAUUGAUUUCAGCUCUA